This is a messenger RNA of Myotis lucifugus (little brown bat), 1131 nucleotides long. RefSeq names its product endoplasmic reticulum resident protein 27-like. The annotation marks the transcript as partial. The record is from RefSeq and is a predicted model, not a curated record. Gene Ontology annotation, cellular component: endoplasmic reticulum. Lineage: Eukaryota; Metazoa; Chordata; Mammalia; Chiroptera; Vespertilionidae. The transcript is spliced from 4 exons. Gene Ontology annotation, biological process: response to endoplasmic reticulum stress; protein folding.
GUGGAUAAUGAACAACUGAAUUUAGAGAGUGAAGCCAUUGAAAACAUUGAUGACACCAGAUUAAGCCGUUUUAUAGAGAUCAACAGUCUCCACUUUGUGACAGAGUACAACCCUGUGACUGUGAUUGGCCUAUUUAAUAGCAUGGUUCAGAUUCAUCUUCUCCUGAUGAUGGACAAGGCCUCCCCAGAGUAUGAAGAAAGCUUGCACAGAUACCACAAGGCAGCUAAGCUCUUCCAGGGGAAGAUACUUUUUAUUCUGGUGGACAGUGGUGUGAAGGAAAAUGGGAAGGUGAUAUCAUUUUUCAAACUAAAGAAAUCUGAACUGCCCGCUUUGGCAAUUUACCGGACUCUAGAUGAGGAGUGGGAUACACUGCACGUGACAGAAGUUUCAAUAGAGGGCGUGCAAAACUUUUGUGAUGGAUUCCUAAAAGGGAAAAGGCUGAGUGAAAAUCAUGACUCAGAAGAAAAGACUCAAAAGGUGGAACUCUAAUUUUCCCCCAAUACUUCCGCAUACCAACAAGCAUCUACUUCAUGCUGAAUGAAGAGGGGCAACUCAAACCUCAGGGACACUAAACAACAAAAUCACCAGGCCCUACACACACACACACACACACACCCCUCCAUUUUGUUCCUUAAAAUCUCAUUUAUUCUCCUUGUCCUUUCUUUUAAUUUGCCUAUAUUCUCUCACUACCCAUGCAAUUUUCUCUUAUGCAUUCAUACCAUGUAGACCCAAAUGCUGUAGUACCACUAUGAUACCACUGGGUGGAGGCUUUAAGAGGAAUACAUACUGUGACACCAGCAUGAAGAGACAUGGCUCAAAGGAAAUUGUCCUGAUUUGUCAUUUAAUAUUGAACUUGGACACUGUACAUGACCUACACACAACAUAGUUUCUUCUCUAUAAGGGUUGAAACUCUACUUUCCUCAUAAGCACCUAUCCCCCUGGGCCCAAGAACAAAAGGGUUUUACACACCUUUGUGGAACUGUCUUUUUGCCAGAAGUCAAAUGAUGUUCCCAAGGUUCUGAACUCAGCAGAAACAGACCAUGUAAAAGUCUUUGCUUGUUUUGUGUUCCCAACUCCCCAUGUAAAUCAACAACUGCAUAAUAAAUAAAAGGCAAUGAUGUUAUAGGAAAA